ACUUAAUCUGUAGGGUUCCCCCCUCCACACCAAAAAAGAAAUGGAGCACGCCCCUUAAUUUAAGCAUUCAAGGAAAGUGGACCAAGUAAGCAUACACCAAACAAUGUACGCUAGAUCACUGUUGGCCUAUCAGCUUAGAGUGCCACCGAUGCCCUGUGGACCUCUUCUGUAACUCUGAGCACGCUCAGUCAACUCGCUUCAGAUCACUGCUACGCCGAUCCUCCUCCACACACUCACUCGCAAACGCAUCCAACCAGGGACAGCUCCGGCUCACCAAGAUAUUCUGGGGGCCGCCGACUGCCUGUAAGACGGAAGAGACGGCGGGAAUCAGCACCUACUUAGCCAUCCCCAAUCCAGCCAGGCAUCUUCAACAUCUGCCAGCACGUACGCUCAGCUCUGAGCCCCUCUGCCGUGUGCCAGCUUUCCUGCCAAUCCGAGUGCCGUUGCCACCGAUCCUCUUGUUCCGCUGUAGAGCUGUCACAGUCUGCUCCGCUUUCUUCCCUCUCAUUGAACUCCGGAUGUCCUCCGCUUCCCCCGAGGCAUCACCGACAUUUGAGUUCUGUGACUGUUAAAAACAGAGACUUCUGCCUCCCAUUGGCAAUUUUUGGACUGUCCAGAGGUGUCCCAACUUCCUGCUCCAGAGUUUGAGACGUGGUGAAUCUGGGGGUUCCUCACGACCGCUGAGUAGUCCCUCAUCUCCCAGCAUGCCCCAUUCCAUGCAGCAGAAACACGCCCAACAGAUGCUCCUUCUGUGUCAGGGUAUAAACGGCUCAAGGGAGGACGGACCAGUUCCCCCCAACUGGAGCCACAAACGAAGUUAUCCAGAUCUCGAAAAAAUGGCUUGUGCAGCCGACAGCUGCAUCCAAUUCACGCGUCAUGCAAGUGAUGUUCUGCUCAACCUGAACCGAAUGCGUAGCAGAGAUAUCCUUACAGAUGUCACGAUUCUGGUCAACAGACAACAGUUUCGAGCACACAAAACGGUCCUUAUGGCAUGCAGUGGGCUCUUCUACUCAAUCUUUACCGAUUCACACAAAUGUAACCUGAACGCUAUCAGUCUGGACCCGAAGGUCGACCCAGAGGGUUUCGCAAUCCUUCUGGAGUUCAUGUACACUUCACGUCUCACACUGAAGGAGAGCCUCAUCAUGGCCAUCAUGAACACAGCCAUCUAUUUACAGAUGGACCACGUUGUUGACACCUGCCACAGAUUCAUAAAGUCCAGUGACUCCUCCAUCAAACUUCCCAGAGAGGACUUUCUGGUCAGUCCCCUGCUUUUACCUCAAGACGUUCACAGUUACAGACCCCAUGAGAUACUGGAAAAUGUUCCUGGACGGGCAGCGACUUUCAGAGAUGGGAGACCCUAUGGUGUCUGCAUGUUUAACGGGGUCAAUGGUCCUAACAGCUCGUACCUUUACAGCCAGUAUCCCAUGCAAGGUUUUCCCUUUCCUCUUUGCAAGCUGACAGAUACCAAAAACACAUUCUCAGACUUCUCAAAGGGAGGCAUCAUCCAUCACAAACACUGCUCGCCGGCUGAUGGCAACAACUCCGUGCUGGCCGAUUUCACCCGUAGCGCUACCGGCGGGAGCUCAACCGCUUGCCAUGCCAGUUCAUACUCGAGAGAGCUGGGAAGGGAUGAGGAAAUGAAGCGGGAGACCUUGGAGGGAGUGGUCCAUUCGAUUGGGAUGAGCUCCAGAAAGCACGGCUUCACCAGCCUGGCCCAGGAGCAGCAGCAGAGGGAGACUGGGAAAGAGCAAAGUUCCCUGGCAGAGGAGCAUUUGAGCCACCAACACUACUCCAUGGGCAUAUCCUCUAAUGGACGCAAAACCUUGAUGAGCAGUCCUCAGAGCCCCCUCAAAUCAGACUGCCAGCCCAAUUCCCCAACGGAAUCGAGCAGUAGCAAAAAUGCUGCCCUCGCGCAGUCCUCGCAACCUCCAACCUCUCAAGGUACUCAAGACCCUAAAGCUCGUAACUGGAAGAAAUACAAAUUCAUUGUUCUCAAUCAGAGCUCCAAGGAGGAGGAGACCAGUCCUCGUGACCCUGGAAUGCACUCCCCGCAGAGGCCGGGCUUGUCUGCUUUUCUUCACCACGUUGAUUCUGAACAUCCCGACUCAAAGGCGACAACAAAGAUCAGCGAGCAAGGCGAGGAAUUCACCGUGCCUCAGGCCAGUCGCCUCAACAACAUCGUCAACAGCAGAACUCUGGAGGGAUCGCAGAGGAACAGCGACAGCCACUCUUCUCUCUAUAUGAGCCAUUUAAAAUGCUCGUCCUGUGGCUCCCAGUCUCCACAGCACUCUGACGUCUGUCCCAACACAUCCGCCUCGCGUCUGGCCGAGGAGAUGUCUGAGAUGCACUCGGAGUACUCCGAUUCCAGCUGUGAAAAUGGAACAUACUUUUGUAAUGAAUGCGACUCCAAGUUUGCAGAGGAGGAAGCCUUGAAACGGCACAUGCUUCAGGUCCACAGCGACAAGCCAUACAAAUGUGACCGUUGCCAAGCAGCAUUCCGCUACAAGGGAAACCUUGCCAGUCACAAAACAGUUCACACCGGAGAGAAACCGUAUAGAUGCAAUAUCUGCGGCGCUCAGUUCAACAGACCAGCUAACCUCAAAACCCACACACGAAUUCACUCAGGAGAAAAGCCAUACAAGUGCGAGACAUGUGGCGCUAGAUUUGUGCAGGUUGCUCACCUUCGGGCUCACGUUCUGAUUCAUACCGGAGAGAAGCCAUAUCCAUGCGAAAUCUGUGGCACUCGUUUCCGCCAUCUGCAGACGCUGAAAAGUCACCUGCGAAUACACACGGGAGAAAAGCCCUAUCAUUGUGAGAAAUGCAACUUGCAUUUUCGCCACAAGAGUCAGCUGCGGUUACACCUGCGGCAGAAGCACGGCGCAAUCACCAAUACCAAGAUCCAGUAUCGCAUGUCCUCGACAGACCUACCGACCGACUUAACGAAGGCAUGCUGAGAAGGCACUUAGGGGCAGACCUGACCAUGGCAUUAUAUGACCUGACUUGUA
Sinocyclocheilus grahami is the source of this 3005-nucleotide messenger RNA. RefSeq names its product BCL6A transcription repressor a (gene bcl6aa). NCBI's taxonomy places the organism in Eukaryota, Metazoa, Chordata, Actinopteri, Cypriniformes, Cyprinidae. The transcript is spliced from 10 exons. Gene Ontology annotation, biological process: regulation of transcription by RNA polymerase II. The record is from RefSeq and is a predicted model, not a curated record. Gene Ontology annotation, molecular function: protein binding; DNA-binding transcription factor activity, RNA polymerase II-specific. Bases 705 to 2954 code for a protein of 749 amino acids. Gene Ontology annotation, cellular component: nucleus.